Messenger RNA from Zingiber officinale, 867 nucleotides. RefSeq lists its product as uncharacterized. The transcript has a single exon. Lineage: Eukaryota; Viridiplantae; Streptophyta; Magnoliopsida; Zingiberales; Zingiberaceae. The coding region runs from base 1 to 867 and encodes 288 amino acids. The record is from RefSeq and is a predicted model, not a curated record.
AUGCUCUGCUCCGUUGCCACUUCCACGGCCGCCGCCUCCAAUUCCAAGUCCACCUCCAAUUGGCUCCAACGCCUCCACAGUUCUCACAGCCUCUCCGUCCCUGUCCAUCACCACCUCGAUCACUUCCUCUCCUCUGAUCCCAGCCCCGAUCCUACCACCCUGCCCGACCCUAGCCUUAACCUUCCUCUUACAGCCCUCUGCUCGGAGGCCCCCGAUCUCCCUUCGCUUGUCACCGCACUCGAUGAGAAGCAGAAGAUCUUCGAUAUCGUCGGCGGCGGUCUCGCGGAGCUCUUCGUCAUGGAAGGGCCAACAGGGAUCAAGGCCAAGAAGAGCGCCUGGAAGCAGCCCAACCCUAGGGCUUGUAUUCCAUUCGUCUCCGACAGCAUCGACGGGUGCCGCGAACCCCCCACGACCUCCCCUCCCUCCAGCGCGGACAACAGCGUGGCCGAGGCCAAGAAGAGCCGAACCAAAAUGUGUCGAAAGAGGGGCACGGCUAGGGGUUCGACGGACUCGGACUUGUCGGCGUGCUCGAGGACCGAUGUGACUGUCAUUGAUACCAGCCACACUGGUUGGAAGUCGGAGAAGGUCAUCUUUAGGAAUGGAAAUAUGUGGAAGGUGCGGGAUAAGAAAGUUUGGAAUUUGAACAGGAAGAAGAGAAGGUUGGGCGUCGUAGGGCAAAAACGUGAGGAGUGGAGAAGAUUGUGUGUGGAGAUCGGGAAGAGGAGAUUGUGUGAGGAGAGGGAACGUGAAGAGAUGUGUGAUGAAGAGAGGAGAAAGACACAGUUAUGCCUAGGGUUCCUGAAGACUAAGGGGAGGGAAAACACGCGCCAAAGAAUUUUUCGGAGAGGGAAAGCAUUAAACCUCUAA